AUGGCCACCAACGGUACAACCAACGGCGAAACCGGCGCCGCUGCCGCCGCCGCCGCCCCCGCGCCUGUCGACACCACCCACACCCAGUCGCAGCGUUAUCUGAGCACUCGCGGAGAGGACAGCGGUUUCUCCUUCGAAGAGGUCGUUCUCAAGGGCCUUGCGAGCGAUGGCGGCUUGUUCAUCCCCGAGCACAUCCCCCAAGUUGGCGACUGGCAAUCCUGGAAGGACCUCUCCUUCCCUGACCUGGCCCACAAGAUCCUAUCUCUGUACAUCUCCCCGUCCGAGAUUCCCUCCGCCGACCUCAAGGGCAUCAUCGACCGAAGCUACUCCACCUUCAGAGCUCCCGAGACCACACCGCUCCGCCACCUCAACGACAACCUCUACCUCCUCGAGCUGUUCCACGGACCGACCUUUGCCUUCAAGGACGUUGCUCUACAGUUCCUCGGCAACCUGUUUGAAUACUUCCUUGUGCGCAAGAACGAGGGCAAGACUGGGAAGGAUAGGCAUCAUCUGACUGUUGUCGGUGCCACGAGCGGUGACACCGGCUCUGCCGCCAUUUACGGUCUGCGAGGCAAGAAGGAUGUCUCUGUCUUCAUCCUCCACCCCAAGGGCCGGGUGAGCCCCAUCCAGGAGGCCCAGAUGACUACCGUCCUGGACAACAACGUCCACAACCUUGCCGUCACCGGCACAUUUGACGACUGCCAAGAUAUCGUCAAGGCCCUCUUCGCCGACCCCGACAUCAACUCGACCCACAACCUCGGCGCCGUCAACUCCAUCAACUGGGCGCGUAUCCUGGCCCAGAUUGUCUACUACUUCCACUCCUACUUCUCCCUCGUCAAGUCCUCCGAAUCCUUCAAGCUUGGCGACAAGGUCCGCUUCGUCGUGCCUACGGGCAACUUCGGUGACAUCCUCGCCGGCUAUUUCGCUUUCCGCAUGGGUCUCCCCGUCGACAAGCUCGUCAUCGCUACCAACGAGAACGACAUCCUGCACCGGUUCUGGACGACGGGCAAGUACGAGAAACAGCCCGCACCUCCCUCGGAGGCCACUGGCGGCCUCGCUCAGGAUGGUGUCAAGGCGCACGAGGACGGGGUCAAGGAGACCCUCAGCCCUGCCAUGGACAUUCUGGUCUCAAGCAACUUUGAGCGUCUGCUGUGGUUCUUGGCCUACGAGUUCGCCUCAAGCGCCGGCAUGGACGACGAGUGGAACAAGAGGCAGGCUGGCCAGGAGGUGUCCGCUUGGCUUAAGGACCUCAAGACCAAGGGCGGUUUCGGCCCGGUCUACCAGGAUGUGCUCAACUCUGCCCGUCGUGAUUUUGAGAGUGAGCGCGUCAGCGAUCCUCAGACCGUUGAGACCAUCAAGAGCUACUACAACAAAAUCGGCUACGUACUGGACCCCCACUCCGCCAUUGGUGUCUCCGCAUCCGAGCGGUCCAUCAGCCGCGCGGGAGCCGAGGUGCCGCACAUCUCGCUCUCGACGGCCCACCCGGCCAAGUUCGCCGGCGCCGUCGACCUGGCUCUUAAGGAGGAGCCCGGGUUCAAUUUUCAGGAGAAGGUGCUGCCGACCGAGUUUGUCGGCCUGGAGGAGAAGGAAAAGAGGGUAACAGAGAUAACCAACGACUGGCAAAAGGUGCGCGAGGUCGUCAGAGCUCAGGUCGACGAGGAGCUCAAGGCUGCUGCCGAGAGCUGA
This is a messenger RNA of Colletotrichum spaethianum, 1686 nucleotides long. Its product is annotated as threonine--tRNA ligase, cytoplasmic. Gene Ontology annotation, molecular function: pyridoxal phosphate binding; threonine synthase activity. Lineage: Eukaryota; Fungi; Ascomycota; Sordariomycetes; Glomerellales; Glomerellaceae. Gene Ontology annotation, biological process: L-threonine biosynthetic process. The coding region runs from base 1 to 1686 and encodes 561 amino acids. The record is from RefSeq and is a predicted model, not a curated record. The transcript is spliced from 4 exons.